UCUCAUGACCUUUGCCUUCUGGAGGAGCCCAUUGUGACAUAGGCAGCCAGGAGGGGCUCGCUUUCAUCUCAGUGGCCCUGAAGGGAACACGGCAGGCAUGUCGAGCCUGAACUCCCCGGCUGUGAUCUUUGACAAUGGCUCUGGGCUCUGCAAAGCAGGGCUAUCGGGGGAGAUCGGGCCGCGCCACGUCCUCAGCUCUGUCGUGGGGCACCUGAAGGUCAAGCCGUCCCUGGUGGAGCCCCACCAGAAGACAUACCUCGUGGGAGACGAGGCUCUGUUCAGGCAGGAGGCGCUGCACCUGCAAAUGCCCAUCGAGCGGGGCCUGAUCGUGGGCUGGGACGAUAUGGAGAGACUGUGGCAGCACCUAUUUGAGUGGGAGCUGGGCGUGAAGCCGAGCGAGCACCCGGUACUGGUGACCGAGCCCUCCCUGAACCCCAGGGAGAACCGCGAGAAGACGGCGCAGGUGAUGUUCGAGAGCUUCAGCGUGCCUGCCUUCUACCUGUCAGACCAGGCGGUGCUGGCGCUGUACGCCUCGGCCUGCGUCACGGGCCUGGUGGUGGACAGCGGGGAGGGGGUCACCUGCACCGUCCCUAUCUUUGAAGGCUACUCCCUGCCCCACGCUGUGGCCAAGCUGUACGUGGCAGGCAAGGACAUCACGGAGCAGCUCACCCGGCUGCUCCUGGCUGGUGGACGGACCUUCCCCUGCCUGCUGGACAAAGCCCUGGUGGAUGACAUCAAAGAGAAGCUCUGCUACGUGGCCUCGGAGCCUGAGAAGGAGCUGUGCCGGCGGCCGGAGGACGUCCUGCGGGAGUACAAGCUGCCUGAUGGCAAUAUCAUCUACUUCGGGGACCAGCUGUUCCAGGCCCCCGAGAUCCUGUUCUCACCCGAGCAGGUGGGCAACCAGAGCCCGGGGCUGGCCAAGAUGGUGUCCGGCAGCAUCACCAAGUGCGAUGCUGACAUCCAGAAGACGCUCUUCGGGGAGAUCGUGCUGUCGGGGGGCACCACGCUGUUCCAGGGGCUGGAUGACCGGCUGCUGAGGGAGCUGGAGCCCCUGGCACUCAAAGGGAUCCCCAUCAAGAUUACCGCACCGCCUGACCGCUGGUUCUCUACGUGGAUCGGGGCCUCCAUCGUGACCUCUUUGAGCAGCUUCAAGCAGAUGUGGGUCACUGCCGCCGACUUCAAGGAGUUUGGGGCAUCUGUGGUCCAGAGGAGGUGCUUCUAAGGGGCGCCGCACCCGGGGUGGGGGUCCCUGGGGCGGGGUUGACCCCAGGUUUCCUUCAGCAGGAUGCUCAAUAAAAGACAAAGUGGUGGAUCCCGUG
Messenger RNA from Chinchilla lanigera (long-tailed chinchilla), 1319 nucleotides. RefSeq names its product actin-related protein T2 (gene Actrt2). The record is from RefSeq and is a predicted model, not a curated record. The transcript has a single exon. NCBI's taxonomy places the organism in Eukaryota, Metazoa, Chordata, Mammalia, Rodentia, Chinchillidae. Bases 98 to 1222 code for a protein of 374 amino acids.